AUGGAAUACUCAACUUCCCGUUUAGCCUUCAUCUUUCUGGCGAUCGUUUGCAAGGCUCAUAUAACCAAAAGCCAGAACCUGUCCUGCAAUUCCAAUGACUUGACGGCGCUGAACGGUUUUCACAAGUGUGCAGGCUUACCUGUUGAUGGCUGGGGGGUUACUCCUGACAAUGAAUGCUGCUCUUGGGCUGGAGUCACGUGCGAUAACACCACCGCUACACAACGCAGGGUGAUUGGCUUGGAUCUUCAUGGCAGAGGACUUGCCGGGGAAAUAUGUGAUUCCCUGGCAGAUUUGGACCAGCUGAGCACUCUUAAUCUUUCCCAUAACUACCUCCAUGGUUUUCUUCCAGAUAAACUCUUUCAGAUGCAGAAUCUCGAGGUCCUUGAUUUGAGCGGGAACGAAUUCGUGGGCUCCUUUCCUCUUCACAUCCACCUACCCCGUAUAAGGAUUUUGGAUGUCUCAGAUAAUAACUUCGUAGGUUCUCUCACCUCAACAAUAUGUGACAGAUCACACUCUAUUGAGUCACUCAAUUUCGCCGAAAAUCAGUUCCAUGGAGAAGUUCCUGUGAAUUUUGGCAACUGCACUUCUCUUCAGCAUCUCUUCCUCAGUGGAAACAGUCUAUCAGGGAGCUUGCCGGAAAGACUGUUCCAACUCGAGCACCUGCGCAAACUCCAAUUGCAGGACAAUGGCUUUUCAGGACUGCUGCACGAAAGGAUUGAUAAUCUCUCUAACGUUGUUGAGAUUGAUUUGUCUAACAAUCUGUUUUUUGGAGUACUUCCAGACGUUUUCGGGGGUCUUCGGAAGCUGGAGCACUUUGCUGCCAAGUCAAAUAAAUUCUCUGGUCAGUUGCCGCCUUCGCUGAUGAGCUCUCCAUCCCUUUCCACACUUGACUUGAAAAACAAUACUCUUGAUGGUCGUAUUAGUAUCAACUGUUCUUCAAUGACUCGUCUUACUUCCCUCAACCUCGGUUCCAAUUUAUUCCAAGGUCCGCUUCCUGAAAAAUUAUCUACUUGUCAUAGGUUGAAUGUUCUAAGUCUCGCGCAGAAUCACUUAAGCGGAGCAAUUCCUUCCAGUUUCCAAAACCUCAAGGCACUUACACUGCUAUCUCUUUCAAAAACUAAAUUUAGUGAUCUGUCUAGUGCUCUGCAUAUAUUACAGCGAUGCAGAAACUUAAGUGUAUUGGCCCUUUCUGAGAGUUUCCAGGACGAAGAAAUGUUGGGACAUGCUGAUUUGCUGUUUCCGAAUCUGAAAGUGUUCUUGAUUGGCAACAGUCAACUAAAAGGGUCGAUACCGGUGUGGUUAAGGGGGUGCGAAAACUUGCAACUGCUGGAUCUUUCAUGGAACCAAUUAAGCGGAAGCAUUCCUGGUUGGAUCGGCGAUUUUAGAUUCCUCUUUUAUUUGGAUUUGGGGAAUAAUUCAUUCACCGGAGACAUACCGAAGAGCUUAAGCGAACUGCCAAGUUGCAUCAACAGUAGCAGAUCAUUCCCUCUUGUAGGCUCUCCAUCGAAUGUGACACUCCUUUCGGGGAAAGAAGAUGGAAAAUAUUUGACAUACAAGCAAUUCUGGAACUUUCCAUCAACCUUGGACCUAAGUCACAACAAGCUCAAUGGACCGAUUUGGCCAAGUUUUGGAAACCUUAAGGGCCUUCAAGCAUUUUUCUUGGAAAACAACCAAUUGUCGGGCAAUAUACCCAAUAGCUUGUCGGGGAUGCAAAGUUUGGAGAAAGUAAACUUGUCCCACAACGGCUUGACGGGAGAAAUACCCUCGUCCUUCCAGAAGCUGACUUUCCUAUCGGCUUUCGAUGUGUCAUACAAUAAGCUCUCCGGCGCAGUUCCGUUGGGAGGCCAGUUUUCGACCUUUCCAGACUCGAGCUUCGAAGGAAACAUCGGCCUCUGUGGUAGUAGUAGACCAAGCUUACGCUCAUGUCAAUCACAAGCAAAACCACCAUCUGAUGAGCUUCCAAACGACGAGGCUUCGACCGACGGAACCCCAUAUUCACAGAUGGCUUUCGGGAUCGGAGCGGCCGUAGGUUUCAUCUGGACAGUAAGCCUCUGCUUCCUGUCAGGUUGGGUGCUUGACAAGGGACAACGUAGACGGUGA
Messenger RNA from Eucalyptus grandis, 2100 nucleotides. Its product is annotated as phytosulfokine receptor 1. Bases 1 to 2100 code for a protein of 699 amino acids. The record is from RefSeq and is a predicted model, not a curated record. Gene Ontology annotation, molecular function: protein binding. The transcript has a single exon. NCBI's taxonomy places the organism in Eukaryota, Viridiplantae, Streptophyta, Magnoliopsida, Myrtales, Myrtaceae.